Messenger RNA from Arabidopsis thaliana (thale cress), 730 nucleotides. RefSeq names its product late embryogenesis abundant protein-related / LEA protein-like protein. Bases 66 to 410 code for a protein of 114 amino acids. The record is from RefSeq and is marked reviewed. NCBI's taxonomy places the organism in Eukaryota, Viridiplantae, Streptophyta, Magnoliopsida, Brassicales, Brassicaceae. The transcript has 3 exons.
CCUUCAAGUAUUCUACAAGCUUACAAUCUUAAUUAAUUAAGACAUUUCACAGAACAACCAAGAAGAUGUCGUCGAGCCAGCAGUUGAGCCACAGCGCCGGAGAAGUCACCGGUCAAGUUCAGCUGAAGAAGGAAGAGUACUUGAACAAUGUAUCACACGCAAUGAACCAGAAUGCUGAUCAUCACACCCACUCACAGUCACAGUUACACUCAGAGCAUGAUCAGAACAAUCCUUCCCUAAUUUCUCAAGCCUCUAGUGUCAUCCAACAGACGGGUGGACAAGUGAAGAACAUGGCACAAGGAGCAGCCGAUGCUGUGAAGAACACUCUCGGGAUGAGUCCGGCUACCAACAGCCCUAGCAGCCCGGCUGGCACGACCCGCUCGAACAAGCCCGGUUCCAAGAUUAUCUAAAAAGGAGUUAUUUAAGAAAUAUUGGCUCAAUCUUUUCCAAUAAAACAAAAAUGAAUAUUGUUUUCUGAUUGCUUUGGUUGUUCAAAUUUCUGAAUUUUGUGGUAUAGUACUGUAUGUUGGAGACAUUUCUACGUGUCUUAUAUAACCCCUAGUAAGGGUUUUUAUAUAAUAAAUUAGUCAUAUACAAUAAGAUUAUUGAUUUCUUAUAUAAGGAAAACAAAUUAAAUCUCAAAUAUGUACGUAUGAAUUGUCGAUCACAAGGUGUUGUGGUUUUAGAAGAAUGAAGAAAUCUCUUAUACAAAGAUUAAAAUAUUAUUAAA